Messenger RNA from Mya arenaria, 5293 nucleotides. Its product is annotated as SH3 domain-containing kinase-binding protein 1-like. Gene Ontology annotation, molecular function: protein binding. Bases 88 to 1773 code for a protein of 561 amino acids. NCBI's taxonomy places the organism in Eukaryota, Metazoa, Mollusca, Bivalvia, Myida, Myidae. The transcript is spliced from 16 exons. The record is from RefSeq and is a predicted model, not a curated record.
AAUUUUAGAAGGUCACGUGACAGGUCGCCAUUUCUGUCUGCUCGGACAAAAAAAUUGAAUGAAAUUUACUUUCUACACACGUUAAAUAUGGUGGAGGUGGAGGUAGAGUAUGCAUACGAAGCAGAGCAGUCCGACGAGCUGUCAAUCAAGGUGGGAGAUGUUCUCAGCAAUGUUGUCAUGUCCGAGGGCGGCUGGUGGGAGGGGGAACUCAAUGGCAAGAAGGGCAUGUUUCCAGACAACUUCGUUAAGGUGAGAAAGAAGGAAGAGAAAGAACCUAAGAAGAAGGAUGUCCAGGCCACAAAGAGACAGUCUGUGAAGGACCUUGCCAACAAACUCAAGCUGGGACCACAUAACGAAACACCAAUGAUCCGGAAGAAAGAUUCCGGGGCUAAGAAGAAGCGAGCGAAGGUUGUGUUUUCCUAUGAGCCAGAACAAGAAGAUGAACUGAAGCUGGAGUUGGGAGAAGUGUUAGACAUCAUUAAGCAGGAGGAGGAGGGUUGGUGGGAGGGGCAGCUGAAUGGGCGUCAGGGCAUGUUCCCCUCCAACUUUGUUGAAAUAAUUGAGGACUCUGCCGAGACCUCUGAGACGCCUGAUACCAAAAUUGAAAACACCGAGGAGCAUCUGAUCAAAGGGAAGAAGGUUCAAGGUAUCGGACUAGGCAACAUAUUCGGGGACGGGCCAAUCAAACUGCGUAAGACCGGUGAGAAGAAACCCAUGGAUAAACCUCAAGAACCACCCAAGGCUGAGAAGAGAGAAGAGCCUGCACAGAGAAAACCAAAAGAGACUAAGCCGGUGGAGCGUGCAGUUGUGCGAUACUCGUACACAGCUGAGCAUGAGGAUGAGUUGUCGCUGACUGAGGGGGAAGUGAUCUCUGUGCUUGAUAAAGAGUUGGAGGACAGCGGAUGGUGGCGUGGAGAGGUCCACGGGAAAGUCGGCGUCUUCCCGGACAACUUUGUUGACAUCAUUAAGGAAGAGCCAUCAGACAAAGGCCCCAAACCCUUGAUUACUCCAGCACCUCAACCAAAGCCGAAAAAGCCCCCACCCCCCAGCCAGCCUGCUUCCUCCAAACCCGGACCCCCAAAACUCCCAGAUAAAGCACCAGUUGUGGAACAACAGAAACAUGAAACAGAGAAAGAUGAGAAGCGGAGCCAGCCAGCUUUACCCAGCAAGAAGCCCAGCCUACCACCCCCGCUCCUCUCCAAGAAGCCUGUCAAGCCAGCAGACACAGUGCUGGAGCCUUCAAAGGAGGAGACGAAGGAGGAGCCAAAGCAUGCAUUUGAAGCUGUAGAGUCGAGCGCUGACAAGCUCACCCAUCUGACAGCGACACGGCCGAAGGGACCAACAAAACGACCUCCAUCUCAACCAAAGGCAGCUGUAAAAGUUGAGGAUGAUGUCAUAGAGAGGAAUGGAGAAGUUCCUGGGUCGAAGGAAGAGAGACCACAGGUUGGGGGUCGACCAGCCCAAGCCCAUGCCAGCAGUAAACCCAUGGAGCCACCAGUGACCAUGGCAGCCACAGCACACCUACAGUCAGCCAUUGAUGAACUCCGACGAGAGAUGCAGGAUCUGCGAUCAAACACUGUGUCAAAAACAAUGUAUAACGAACUCAAGUCUGAAAAUGACCAACUAAAACAGGAUCUUGACAGUGUUAAAACACAAUAUUCCCGGAGAUUUCGUGAUAUAAUGUCGGAGGUUGAUGAAGAAAAGAAAAUACGCCUUGCAACCCAAGUAGAAAUGGAGAGGAUUAGAAAACUUGUUUCAGAGUCACAUGUUUGAUAGAUAGUCUGUGUUGGUUUAUGAGUUAUUUAAUUUGUAUUUCAUUUAACAGAUGAUUGAUUCAGUGACUUUGGUUGCUUUUGAUUAUAGAAAUUUCAUGGCAUUUUUUGUAUAAUGAAUAUCAUAUUUAUGAUAAGUACUUCAUAAUGCAGUGGAAUUGACAGCAAUGAACCGUGUAUUUUAAGUUAUGCUCGAAAUGUAUUUUCAAGAGUUGUUUUGAUACUGUUUUUAUGACUGUUGUUUAUGAAGAUACCUGUUUGUGAUUAGAUCUGGUGGAAUUACUUGAAAGAAUUAACUUUUGGGUCUGUAUGGGACAUGUUUUAACCCAAUUUAUAGCAUAUGUCAUUGGCAGUAUUACUUAAAUUGUUGUGAAAAAUUGUAAAUUAGAAAUAUAUUUAAGAUUUCAAUUAUAAAUAUAUGGAUAAGCAGUUGGCAAAAUGUGAGGUAAAGCAAUGAAAAAAACAAAAACACUUUUAGGAAGAAAAACAUCAUGAUUUAUGAUUAGUUUACAUGUAGACAAGUAGUAUUGAUUGUAACAAGUGCUAAAACUGUAUAAGUCUAAAGUGCUCAAAUAAAAGCAGUACAGGUCAUUCUGAUGCUACACAUGAUAACAUUGAGAGUAGUUCACACAAGCAUGUUCAAUAAGCUUGGGACAAAGAUCAUAUGUCAUGAAGAAUGCUGUAUUACACACAGUUGCUUAAUAGUCUCAGCAUAGUGGUUAGGGCAUUUGCUUUUAUCAAGGCAUCUCAGCUUUGAUUUCCGUUCUGGGUGCAUGUGAGUUUGGUUCAUAGUCACCAAGCUGAACAAGUGGUUUUUCUCUGUGUACUUUUGUUGUCCUAAAAACACAGAAACAUCCUCUUACCAGGGAGAGUUGUUUAUAUUAUGUUGACUGUUGUUACCACUUUUUUCACCAUCGUAAACUAUAUUAGAAAUGAGGAGUUAGUUUUUGCUUUCUGAUGUAUAGGGCAACAUUAUUUUUCUUCGAUUUGAUGCAUGUUGUAGAAAAAAUCUUACGCCAAGGAUGGUCCAUAUAUAGGUCUUAAUUGGAUCUAAGAACAGUGUAGCUAAUUGGAUCAGGUGGUAUAUAUAACAAACCUAUACAGUGAAUGGAAUCAAUCGUCUAUGAUAAUAAAAAAUACUUAAAUUGCACGUUGAAUACCAUCCCAUUAUGUUAAUUCUAUUCAUCCAUAUAUCAUACUUUCAAACAAUAUUGAAUAAAAACAUUUAAGUUUUGAGAAAAUAGAAGUGUGAUAAACACAGGUACACUGGUCACUGGGCUGUCUGGCGAAUUUUUCCUGGCCAUAAGUCACUUACGGGUAUAAUUAAAAUAGGAAAAAUAAUGAGCCGAUUUGUCAGAUUUUUUAAAAGUUAACAACUUGAUUAAAAGCAUCUUCAUCAACUUUAAAAAGUGAAAUAUUUUACAGUUGUCUCAAAUCUUGCAAAACAAUGCAGGUCACAUGUGUUCAUGGUACUUCCAAGGUGGUAAAUAUAUGAAACUUUGUAAGGAUAAUGUUAUUAACUUUAAUAGAGAUCUAAACAAUCAAUGCUUAGCUAUUAAAUACAUAAAUUUUUUAGUAGCAAUUCAUAACCUUUAAUACUUCACUUAACACAAACAUAACCAUUUUACUAUUUGAGUCUAUAGUCAAUAUUUUUUGUUGUUGUUAAUCAUUUAAUACAUAGAAAGACAAUUAUUAUUUUAUUUAACAGUGCUUUUAAAGAAAGAAGAAUAUUAACACAUAUUUUUAAUGGAUUUUGUUUUUCAGACAGUAACUAGAAAACAUCAGUGUGUGUGUGAUGUUUGCAGCCCACACUUGUAUGUUGAAUGAAUCUUACACAGAAUAGUAACUUCCUUUCUUAUACAGUAUAUAUUACAAAUAAAGGCAAUGGACAGGGCGUAGCUAGGCCGUUUCGAAGUAUACGCACAAUUGCUGUUGCUAUGGGCAGAUUGUCCUUAUGGGGGGUCAGGAGGAGCUCUCGGUUUUGUCAUAGGUCAGAAUGAUACUGUAUAGCAAAAUAAAUUUCUUAGUACAGGAUCAUCGGCAAUUAAUCAAGGAAUAUUCAAUUCAAAAAUGCUGUCUCAAACAGCUUUGUAGGAAAUUCAAAAAUGGUAAUUGUCUUAAAUAACGAAAAUGCAAUUGAACGUUUGUUAAAAGGUUUUCCUAAGCUCAUUUAACAUUUUCAACACGAAACAAACUUCUAUUGCAUAGCAAAAGGUCGUUCAAAGUAUGCACUGAAGGAAAUUGUCAACGAUUACUGCAAUACGUCAAUCCUUCUUCUUGGCGAAGAUCUCUAUUACCUUUGCGUUUCGAUUUCCCGUUCACGGUGAACGUUUUUAUUGCAUUUUUGGCCUCAAAUAUUUUCUGACUUGUGCGACGAAUUGUACGCAUGGGCGUAUUGUGCGCAUGGGCGUAUUGUGCGUAACGGCAGCUACGCCACUGAUGGAUACAUGUAUAUUUAUAUGGAUAUAAACUCACAAAUGUUUUUUUCAAUUACGAAUAUGUAUUAUGAAGCAUAUUAUUUUCGUUCUUUUAUGAUUUUGCAAAAUGAACAAAUCAGAAGAUGAUUUUAUAGAUGAUAAAAAAUUAUUAAGCUGUUUGUAAAUUCAUUAACUACCAUAUGUAAUCUGUAAAUAUUUUUACAUUUCAUAUGCUUAGCAGCCUUUAAUUCAAUGUCGUUGCUAAUUGGUGAACAUUUUUUUUUAAUAGCCUUCAUAUGUCAUUAUGUUCUGUGCUUGAAUCUCAUGUUCUGUGUGAAUGUUAUUUGUUUUCUGUUAGAAGUGUGUAUUUGUUUGGUUAUGAAGAGGAUUAUAGUUUGUUUCAGUGUAAGAUAGUAAUAUAUCUCAUAGUACCCGAGUUAUGUUUCAUGAGUGGCUGACUUUGUUACAAGGGAAAAAUUUCUUUUUGGUAUUCACUCUGUCAAUUAUACUGCACACUAAUGCUGAAACAAACAAUUUUCUUUUUUAUUUCUUGAUUAAAAUGCCUAAAAAUUAAUAUUUUUAUUUGACAGCUAUUUUGAAAAGUCUGCCAAAAUUAAGCCCAAUGACUUUAUUGAUUUUUGUGCAGAGCAUUGUUUGCAUUUAGUUUUUUCUCAUGGUGAAAGAUGCUAAAAUGUCAAAAUACAGUGAACUAAUACUGUGAUUAACUCGUUGAUAAUAACAGUUUAUCAUAUUAUAAUCCACCAUUCUAAAUUUUUAAUAAAGCAGCAAAAAACAUGAAAUAAAAAAAAUUGGCAUACAACAUUAAAAAUCUGACUAUUUUCGUAUUUGAAAGAAAUCCAUCAUCAUUAUACAUGUUCAUGUGUAUCCAAAACUUUAAUAGAUAGAAUUACCCAGCGUACUAGUUAACAUUGAAGUGGCUUUUUGUUUGUGCUACAACAUGCCUUUCAUACCAUGUACAUUAUCAUUCCAGCUUGGUAUUCCACAUUGCCAGUAUACUUGCUGCUUAUUGAUCACCUUAUAUGCAUUCCACUAUAUUCUGUAUUUUAUUACAAUAAAUGUAAAUAAUAAAUUUAAUAACUAUGA